CUGAAAGUAUGAUCCUCCAUAUGCAGGAAGAAGCAAUAAAUCCACAUUGAUAAUCACUGCCAUUGCAGUUCCCGUUGGCGUACUUGUAGUGUUUCUCUCUCUUGCUUCUUGUUUCGUUCGGAGGAAAGGGACCCCGACCCAUGAGCUCGUCCAAGAAGAAGCCGGCAUGAAUAAAAUUACGAACGAGGAACCCUCACAAUAUGAUUUAGCUACGAUACAAGCUGCUACAAACAAUUUCUCUGGUCAAAACAAGUUGGGUGAAGGUGGAUUCGGUGAAGUUUUUCAGGGGAGGCUUCCUAAUGGGCAAGAUAUAGCAGUGAAGAGGUUAUCUCGGAGCUCAAGACAAGGUGCUGAAGAAUUUAAGAAUGAAAUUACGUUGGUAGCAAAGCUUCAACAUCGAAACCUCGUGCGGCUACUCGGAUACUGUUUGGAGGGAGAAGAAAAGCUACUUGUUUUUGAAUUUCUGCCUCACAAAAGUCUAGAUUACUUUUUGUACGAUACUAAGAAAAAUAUGCAAUUGGAUUGGUUAAAGCGUUAUAGGAUAGCAUGUGGAAUAGCUCGAGGAAUGCACUAUCUACAUGAAGAUUCCCGACUUCGGAUUAUUCAUCGUGACCUGAAAGCAAGCAAUAUCUUGUUAGACAAUGACUGGAACCCGAAGAUUUCAGAUUUUGGCAUGGCUAGGAUCUUUGGAGUUGAUCAAACUCAUGCAAGCACUAAUAAAAUCGCAGGGACUCUGGGUUAUAUGCCUCCGGAGUAUGUAAGGAGUGGGAAAUUCUCUGUUAAAUCUGAUGUCUAUAGUUUCGGCAUCCUACUUCUAGAGAUCAUUGCUGGAAAGAAGAAUGAUCAUUUUUGCCAAUCAGAUGGGGGCAAAGAUCUGGCUAGCUAUGUAAGUUGCCUAUACUAUUGUCACUAACUAGAUUAUCGAUGCAAAUGUCAUACUGCACUCUUUGAUAUUUCGACUGAGUCAAGCCGAACUUUGGUACAGGAAGUACAUGUACACUUUGCCCCCUCCAAACUAACAUGACUUCAGCAUUGCGAAUAUGGUUAACAUAACUCGUGUAAUACUAAUUAUAUCCUCCAUUGAAUUAAUGCUACAAUUUACCAAUGGUGUUUUCUUUCCAAUGGAUUGUAAACAGGCAUGGGGAAACUGGAGAGACGGGACACCAUUGGAAAUUCUGGAUCCGGCCAUCCUAGACUUGCAUUCAAGAGAUGAAGUACUGAGGUGCCUGCACAUCAGCUUACUUUGUGUUCAGGAAGAUAUGGUUGAUAGACCCACCAUGGCGACAGUGCUUCACAUGCUCAGCAGCCAGCCCGUCACUAUGCCGCAACCUCAACGUCCGGCCUUCUUCCCUCAAAGCACAGAUCAAUCCAUUAGUAGAUCAACACGGCAAUCGGUCAAUGGAGUGACAAUUACGGAAUCAUACCCCCGAUGAUACAAAUAAUUGUUUUAUGUGAUAGCUUUGCAGGCCUUGAUAUAAUUGGCCUUCCGUGGAUACCAUUAGUGAACAAUGAGCAACGUCUGUUUACUGGA
Molecule: messenger RNA, 1531 nt
Organism: Eucalyptus grandis
Lineage: Eukaryota; Viridiplantae; Streptophyta; Magnoliopsida; Myrtales; Myrtaceae
Product: cysteine-rich receptor-like protein kinase 25
Exons: 5
Coding region: 167-913 (248 amino acids)
Biological process (GO): protein phosphorylation
Molecular function (GO): protein kinase activity; ATP binding
Source: RefSeq, a predicted model, not a curated record